This is a messenger RNA of Armigeres subalbatus, 576 nucleotides long. RefSeq lists its product as uncharacterized. The transcript has a single exon. Bases 1 to 576 code for a protein of 191 amino acids. NCBI's taxonomy places the organism in Eukaryota, Metazoa, Arthropoda, Insecta, Diptera, Culicidae. The record is from RefSeq and is a predicted model, not a curated record.
AUGACGUGUGAUGAAAGUUUUUUCUCGACGCUGGAGAAGAAGAACGGCCCGAAAGUUUUCCUGGCUGAUGGGAAAAUAGCGAAAACAGCCGGCCAUGGUGAAGGGACAGUGCUCGGUGUUAACGGUAACGGUGAUGCGGUCGAUGUGAAGCUUGUUGACGUUUUGUAUGUUCCUUCGUUGACGAGUGGGCUCAUUUCGGUGGACAAGCUGACCGCAAAUGGUUUCACGGCCGUUUUUAGUGCUAACGGAUGUGAGAUCCGUGAUGCUACCGGCUCAUUGACGGUAGUAGGAGAGCGCUCUGGCUGUCUGUACCGGCUGAAGCUAGCGGAAUCAUCAAAGAAAGCUCAAGGUAAGACACACACUACUAAUUGUCAGCAUCAAUGGCACCGACGUUUCGGACAUAGGCAUCCGGAUGUGAUUAGAAUUCGCGAGGAGAAGUUAGGCACCGGUAUGAUCGUUACCGACUACGGCACCCGUGAAUGCUGCGAGCCGUGCCUGGAGGAAGUCGACGCAAGUGCUAGAUCUGGUCCACACGGAUCUGUGCGGGCCAAUGCGGACGACGACACCCGGUGGUAA